CCAGCCCCCCCGAAAUGCUGGUUCAGAGCAGAGUGCCUUCCCCUGCCCUGUGCAGGGGCUGUGUUUGUCCAUUCCCACCGGGCUUCUGGAGCACCUCAGCACCCGUGCCAUGGCUGGAGGGUCUCUGCAGGGCUCUCCCCACUUGAGACAGAGUGAUUCCUCAUCACACUCUGUUGUACAGAUUUAUCCCUGAAUUGAUCUACUUCCUUUCUGGUUUCGCCUUCCAACUGACUCUCACUUUAACUGGAAUAAACAUCGCAGAUCCUCCUGUGACAGACUUCUGCGUCAGCACUCUGGGGUUCCUCAUUCCUGCCUGCCCUCAUCUUGACCUUCUGCUCCAGGAGGACGUUCACACCCUGCUGUUUGUCUGGGGCUGGAGCCAUCCCCUUUGCAAACCCCUCAUUGCCAGCGUCCCGCUCAGCCAGGGCCCCUUCACACAGCAGGUGAGAGGAGAAGGAUCAGAGUAAAACCCCGUGUGGGAGUGGCAGUGCUGAUGUGUGGCUGUAAAUCAUCGCUGUAUCCUCAGGGGAGGGAAGGAGAUCUUCCACUGACAUGGAGGAACCUGCUGCAUUUUGACCUUUUCCUGGGACCGUAGUGACUAUUUCAGAGAAAAAACAGAGUGUCAUGGAACACCCCAGGGUGAGUCAUGAGUGUUGGGUGAAGUGGGGGAAGUAACUCUCUUAAAAAGAAGACAUCCAGGGUCUCUGUGUUAGCACUGCCUGAAGAAGUGUCAGGAGAAAACAGCUUGGAAAACUCUUAGGACAUCCAUGUGUAUGUGGGCCUGGCUUCAUCCUGAAGGAUUUUUUGUGAAAAAACCACAGAGAAAAUUCCACCUCAGGAGCAAGAAGCUGGAAAAUGAGGAUUUUCUUGUUUUGGACCCUUUUCCUCAUGACAGCCACGAGCACAGGUCAGGUGGCUGGGCAGUGAGAGGCCCCAGGCAGGUGACAGUGGGGCAGGGCAGCUCCCUGACAGUGUCCUGCAGCUACAAGCCACGCUACAAGCUCAACUCCAAGUACUGGUGCCGCAAAAACUUCCCCUGGUUUUGCUUGACCUACAUCAUCCAAACCGAUGGCUCCGAGGGGACAGUGACACGGGACAGGGUGUCCAUCAGGGACAACCACACAGCCAAUUCAUUCACAGUGACACUGAGCAGUGUCACACCAGGGGAUGCAGGCCGGUACUCCUGUGGGGUGAGGAAGAAUGUGGGGACCAGGCGAUGGCACAACACCAAGGUGAUGGUGUCUGCAGCUGUUUCAAACACAACUGAGGACAGCAACGUGAGCCCAUUGACCACCAAGCCUCUGUGCCCCGGGGGCUGUGGGGAGCCUGCAGUGUGGUCCCAGCUCAGUGUCAUCCCCUUGCUGCUUCUGCUCAGCAUCAAGAUGCCCAUGGCACUAGCUGUGGUUUGUAGGGCAGCCUGGGUGAGGAGCCAGAGCAGGAGCCGGGACUAGGAAAACCUGCAGAUCUUGGACUCAUGCAGCAGCACCAGGGGCUGCCACUUGUCCCAGCCACCUCCGAGCCCCAGGGACGCCCUCCUGCCCCCCUGGCCCCCACCCUGCCGGGGCCACGCCACCCCUCACGGCCACCCCUUGCCAGGAGGUGCCUGGAAAGCCUCAGCCCCUCCUGGCAGCCCCUGUGCUGGAGAGGGAAGGGUUUGGGGUGCAGGGAGCCUGUGUCUGUUGAGCUGCAGCUGCCAACAGGAGACAAUUUUGCAAUAAAGGCUGGGUAUCCUGCA
This is a messenger RNA of Taeniopygia guttata (zebra finch), 1735 nucleotides long. The record is from RefSeq and is a predicted model, not a curated record. NCBI's taxonomy places the organism in Eukaryota, Metazoa, Chordata, Aves, Passeriformes, Estrildidae.